AGCAGGUGCAACUCGAAAAAACAUCAUUUGGUUUUAAAUCUUAGUAGUAAAAAUGCUUCUCUUAAAAACAAUUCCAAGUGUUUUGCUGCUUGUAUAUUGUUCAGCUGUCCCAACACCCCAAUUAACAUCCGAUGAAGAUGCCCAUCUCACCGUUCCGGAACUCAUCACCAAAUAUGGAUAUCCAGUCGAAGUGCACCACGUCACCACCACUGAUGGCUACAUCCUGACCCUCCAUCGAAUCCCCCACGGCAAAAACACUGACAAAGUAUUAAACAAAGUUGUUUUCCUAAUGCACGGACUUUUGUGCUCUUCCGCCGAUUGGAUCCUCACUGGGCCUGACCACGCUCUUGGUUAUCGCCUCGCAGAUGAAGGUUACGACGUUUGGAUGGGCAAUGCUCGUGGUAACCAUCAAUCCCGGAACCAUACCAGACUUAACCCCGACACCGACGCCGAAUUUUGGCAAUUCAGUUGGCACGAAAUUGGGGCUAUUGACGUUCCCGCAAUGAUCGACCACGUGUUGGAGGUCACAGGUAAGGAGAGUCUCUACCACGUGGGACACUCCCAAGGAACCACAAGUUUCUACGUCAUGGGUUCCAUGCGUCCGGAGUACAACAGCAAAAUCAAAGCGCAUUUCAGUCUGGCACCAGUGGGGUACAUGAACCACAUGACCAGUCCUCUAAUGCACAUCAUGGCUUUCUGGUCCGGUCCUCUAGAUUUACUCUUUAAACUAAUCGGAGUGAACGAAUUUCUCCCAACCAACGAAUUUUUAGCAAUGAUAGGAGACACGUUCUGUAGCGACGGUGACAUAACCCAAUUUCUUUGCUCAAAUGCACUUUUUGCGAUUUGUGGGUUUAGCCCAAAACAGAUGAAUGCGUCCAUGUUUCCAGUUUUGACUGGACACACUCCUGCUGGAGCUUCGACCAGACAAUUGGUUCAUUACGCACAAGAAAUUAACUCGGGAGCUUUCCGCCAGUUUGAUUUUGGGUUAAAAAAUCUGGAAAUUUAUGGAUCUUUCACUCCGCCUUCCUACGAUUUGAAACUUAUUACAGCACCGAUUUAUCUUUUCUAUAGUCACAAUGACUGGAUGGCGGGUGAACAAGACGUUAUCAGGCUUUGUAACGGCUUGGGAGACAGUUGUAAAGGCAAAUUUUUAGUUUCUGACAACGCUUUCAACCAUCUGGAUUACUUGUAUGGAAUCAGUGCCCCACAAAUUGUCUAUGACCGGCUGAUCAGUUUAAUGGCAAGACAUUAAUUAAAAUAUACCAUGUAUAAUUAUUAAACAAAAUAAAAAAUAUAAUAAUA
Messenger RNA from Tribolium madens (black flour beetle), 1302 nucleotides. Its product is annotated as lipase 3-like. The coding region runs from base 53 to 1252 and encodes 399 amino acids. Gene Ontology annotation, biological process: lipid metabolic process. The record is from RefSeq and is a predicted model, not a curated record. Gene Ontology annotation, molecular function: hydrolase activity, acting on ester bonds. The transcript is spliced from 2 exons. Lineage: Eukaryota; Metazoa; Arthropoda; Insecta; Coleoptera; Tenebrionidae.